AUGCAAAAAAUUCAGAAUGUAACCAAAGAAUACAUUAAUGAUGAGGAAGUUAGUCAGGUGGUGGCAGCCAAUAAACGGCUGCCGGCUAACCCCCAUCCUAGGAAACCCGUCUACUCGGAAAAACAAAGGGAGACCCUAGGGGAUCUUGUCAAAGCCUCGGCUGUUGAAGGACAAGACAGGGGGAACAAGAAUUUGUACAGUGACUAUCACAAAGGCUUCCGCCACAAGACGCAAGACUGCUUCGACUUCAAGGACGCCCUGGAGCAAGCUAUUCGUGAGGGAAAGUUAGCUGAAUUCUCCCAAUUCAUCAGGGAACCGCGAAGACGGGAGCGCGAACAGUCUGAGGAGGAUUGCAGUCGGGCUGUGAAGCAAAGGCAAGGUAGCGUGGAGAACACGGAUAGCACCCCUACGAUAGUUGUCAAUGUAGUGGUUGGGCGAGACUCGCCCCCCAAAUCAAAAUCAGAAACAAGGAAGGAUGUUAAAAUCUUGGCUGCAUUGUCAGGGAAUCCAAGGAUCCUGUCUAGGGACCCACCCAGGAUGUCAUUCGGCUCAGAGGACCAAUGGCUGCACGACCUCCCGGAGAACCCGCCUAUGGUGACUACAGUGAGGAUUGACACAGGCCUAGUCAAACGAAUCCUUGUUGACACGGGGGCCAACUCAAACAUCAUGUUCAGAAACGUAUUUGAUGCCCUGAGGCUCAAGGAGGCUGACCUCAAGGUCUACCAACACGAGAUCAUAGGCCUAGGGGACAACUAUAUAAGGCCCGACGGAGUGAUCACCCUCCCGGUCUGUGUAGGGUCGAAUGAAGCAAAGAAGUCAGUAAUUGCAGAGUUCGUCGUCUUACAAGACUCUACAGCUUACAACGUCAUUAUGGAGAGAAAGACAAUCAAUGAAUUCUCGGCUGUAAUAUGCACUAAGUUUCUGAUCAUGAAAUUCGUCACAGAUGAUGUGGUCGUCGGAUCCAUAAGAUGUGAUUUGGAAACGACCGUCGCAUGCGAUAACACCAGUGUUUCCCUGAGAAAGAGGUUGAAGGAGGCAGCCGGUGUUUUUCUGGCCGAUUUAGAUGCAAGGCUAGAUGAGAACUCGAGGCCAGAGCCCUAG
This is a messenger RNA of Arachis stenosperma, 1101 nucleotides long. RefSeq lists its product as uncharacterized. The record is from RefSeq and is a predicted model, not a curated record. Lineage: Eukaryota; Viridiplantae; Streptophyta; Magnoliopsida; Fabales; Fabaceae. Bases 1 to 1101 code for a protein of 366 amino acids. The transcript has 2 exons. Gene Ontology annotation, molecular function: protein binding.